This is a messenger RNA of Neomonachus schauinslandi (Hawaiian monk seal), 1271 nucleotides long. It is a transcript of the gene INHA, whose product is annotated as inhibin subunit alpha. Gene Ontology annotation, molecular function: cytokine activity; growth factor activity. Bases 1 to 1107 code for a protein of 368 amino acids. NCBI's taxonomy places the organism in Eukaryota, Metazoa, Chordata, Mammalia, Carnivora, Phocidae. The transcript has 2 exons. Gene Ontology annotation, cellular component: extracellular region. Gene Ontology annotation, biological process: SMAD protein signal transduction. The record is from RefSeq and is a predicted model, not a curated record.
AUGCUGUCCCAGCUACCACUCCUGCUCCUCUUGCUGCUGUCCCCAAAGAGUGGGCAUGGCUGCCACGGGCCAGAGCUGGACCGGGCACUUGUCCUGGCCAAGGUGAGGGCCCUGUUCUUGGAUGCUUUGGGGCCUCCGGCACUGGCUGGGGAAGGUGGGGAUCCUGGAGUCAGGCGACUGCCCCGAAGACAUGCCCCGGGGGGCUUCCUGCGCAGGGGCUCUGAGCCCAGGGAGGAGGAGGAUGUCUCCCAGGCCAUCCUUUUCCCGGCUACAGGUGCUGGCUGUGCGGUUGAGUCAGCUGCUAGAGAGCUGACCCAGGAGGCCGAGGACGGCCUCUUCACAUAUGUGUUCCGGCCGUCCCAGCACACGCGAGGCCGCCAAGUGACUUCAGCCCACCUGUGGUUCCACACGGGCCUGGCCAGGCAGAGCGAAGCGGCCUCCAAUAGCUCUGGGCCCCUGCUAAGCCUGCUGGCUCUGUCAUCAGGGGUCCCCAUGGCCGUGCCCGUGUCGUUGGGCCAGGCACCCGCUCGCUGGGCGGUGCUGCAUCUGGCCCCCUCUGCACUCCCUCUGCUGACCAGCCCUGUCCUGGUCCUGCAGCUGCGCUGCCCUCUCUGUUCCUGCUCAGCCCGGCCCGAGGCCACACCCUUCCUGGUGGCCCACAGCCGGGCCAGGCCACCCAGCGGAGGUGAGCGAGCCCGACGCUCGACUCCCCCGCUGCCCUGGCCUUGGUCUCCGGCCGCGCUGCGUCUGCUCCAGAGGCCUCCGGAGGAACCCGCCGCCCAUGCUGACUGUCACAGAGCGGCCCUCAAUAUCUCCUUCCAGGAGCUGGGCUGGGACCGGUGGAUUGUGCACCCUCCCAAUUUCAUCUUCCACUAUUGUCACGGUGGCUGUGGACUGCCUGCCCCAUCAGACCUGCCCCUGCCGGGGCCCGGGGCUCCUCCUACCCCUGUCCAACCCCUUUCUUUGGUGCCAGGGGCCCAGCCCUGCUGUGCUGCCCUCCCUGGGACCAUGAGGCCCCUACGUGUCCGCACCACCUCAGAUGGCGGUUACUCUUUCAAGUAUGAGACAGUGCCCAACCUUCUCACUCAACACUGUGCUUGUAUCUGAGGGAGUCCUGCUGGCGGCCAAGCCUGCACCCGUCAACAGCUGGAAGAAAGGGCAGAGUUCAGAAAAUGGAUGGUUCCCACUCCCCCCUCCUUCCAUCCCUCUCUGCCUGAGGGCUCCCUUCCCCAUCCCGCCCCUGUCCCAUGGGUAACAUGUGACAAUAAACA